Colletotrichum gloeosporioides is the source of this 357-nucleotide messenger RNA. RefSeq lists its product as uncharacterized. NCBI's taxonomy places the organism in Eukaryota, Fungi, Ascomycota, Sordariomycetes, Glomerellales, Glomerellaceae. The transcript has 5 exons. The record is from RefSeq and is a predicted model, not a curated record. Bases 1 to 357 code for a protein of 118 amino acids.
AUGAUAAAGCUUAUGUUAGUAGCGUUAGACGCUGCUAGGCUUAGUAUGUAUAUCACUGUUAACUAUAAGCUUAUAGAUGUGGGGCUAGGCGACUGGAAUAUGCUGUCUGUAGCUCUACUUACUGGCAAUAUAGAGCUUCUCAGGACAUUAGACGAUAAAGCCUAUAAGAGGGUUUAUACUGCUAUAUCAGUAGCGCUUAACCUCUCCUUUGUCGACCUCAGAAGUGUGGCUAAACUUACAGACGUAAACCCUAAGUCUAAGAACAAGCCCCUACUACUUAAGCAUAUUCAGGCCGCCCUUAAUAACCUCAGCGUAUAUAGGGGCUCUACUACCUAUACUGAGAAUACGGCUACAUAG